Alnus glutinosa is the source of this 685-nucleotide messenger RNA. RefSeq names its product 10 kDa chaperonin 1, chloroplastic-like. The coding region runs from base 77 to 481 and encodes 134 amino acids. Lineage: Eukaryota; Viridiplantae; Streptophyta; Magnoliopsida; Fagales; Betulaceae. The record is from RefSeq and is a predicted model, not a curated record. The transcript has 7 exons. Gene Ontology annotation, cellular component: mitochondrial matrix. Gene Ontology annotation, molecular function: protein folding chaperone; protein-folding chaperone binding; ATP binding.
AGUAGUUGCGCCCUCUAAAGUUCCAAACCAACACUUCAGAACUGCCUGCCUCCAUUUCUCUGUGCGUUUCUUAUCCAUGGCUUCCACUUUCGUCACUGUACCAAAACCCUUUGUGUACAAAACCAACGCUCCCUCUUUCUCUAACCAGAGACUACUAGGUCUGCGGAGAAACUCUCUGAGAGUCAACGCAAUUUCCAAGAAAUGGGAGCCCACCAAGGUGGUUCCACAAGCUGAUCGAGUUCUCAUUCGUCUUGAGGAGCUGCCUGAGAAAUCAUCUGGUGGAGUUUUAUUGCCCAAAUCAGCUGUUAAGUUUGAGCGGUAUCUUAUGGGAGAAAUUCUCUCUGUUGGUGCUGAGGUUAAGGAAGUGGAGGCUGGGAAGAAGGUUCUUUUCUCAGACAUCAAUGCCUAUGAGGUGGAUUUAGGAUCGGAUGCUAAGCACUGCUUUUGUAAAUCAAGUGAGUUGUUGGCUGUGGUUGAGUAGCGUUCGGCACUUGGCAAUCUCCAAGAUUUAGAUGAGACUGCUUCUCUAUGAUUCUUGACCUCUUUUGUGCACUUUCUAUUAAGUUUAAAGCUUUCUUCUUGCAUAUCAAUCUCUCUGACACCCUGUAGUAGAGAAACAUCCAGCAUGUUGAAUUUUGUACUACAAUUUAUUCAGGGUGGAAAUCAGAAUUUGGCCUCGUGAAAA